Orcinus orca (killer whale) is the source of this 3233-nucleotide messenger RNA. It is a transcript of the gene GJB6, whose product is annotated as gap junction protein beta 6. NCBI's taxonomy places the organism in Eukaryota, Metazoa, Chordata, Mammalia, Artiodactyla, Delphinidae. The transcript is spliced from 2 exons. The record is from RefSeq and is a predicted model, not a curated record. Gene Ontology annotation, cellular component: connexin complex. Gene Ontology annotation, biological process: cell communication. Bases 1743 to 2528 code for a protein of 261 amino acids.
CACCCCCGGCCAGUCUUCUAGGAGGUGAGGUGAGCUCUGCUUCUGUUCGAAGCCUCGACAGUGACGUUCAUCCAGACAACGGGGCUUCUCCCUAAGGGAAGGAUGGGAACAGACGCUGUAGGAAGCCAUCUCAUUUCUUUUUCACCCUUUAAAGGCAAAUUGCUGAUUUUUAGUCAGAGUCAAUAAGUAUCGUAAAACAGAUUAUUUUCUGUUCAGCUUUGCUACUUUGAUAGAGCGUGUAAUCUGGGGACCCAGAAAAGUCAAAAGAAAUAAAGAUGCUGCCACAAUAAUUGCCCCUGUUUUUUAAGAGAUGCCCCAGGGGGCAGGAGUCAAGGAUUCUGCUCUAGAAAGCAGGGGACCUCGUGGGGGGAGAUUUGACCUCCUGACCUCUCCCAUGACAUCAGCCUCUCCUAAUUCCUUCAGGCCAGUGGCCUCUGGCCCCUGGGAGGGGGAGGGUGCUGCCUUACUCAGGCAGCUGAAGAUAGACAACUCAGAGAGGAAACAGCCUUCUUACCGGUUGGGGAGUUUCAACUCUCUGCACUUUGGAGGGUUGGAGAAAAUGUGACCUUUAUUUGAGAAAUCAAAACCUUGCUGGUCGGGCGUUGAAUUCCGCACUCUUCAGUGGGAGAUGCUUACCAGUUAACUAGAGAAUAUCUCCAGCUUGUAAACAGACAGGAUGGACCUCCCAGGUGAGCCGACACUGUAAACUACAUUCAAACCUCAAGAUAUUUGUGUUUCUUCCUUCCACUGGGUGCGUCCCGGUGCUUCCAGGUCAGGAGGGCUACAACUGGGCAGAUUUAUUCUAACAACUUCCACCAGGAGCUGAGAGUGAAUUCUACAGUUCGUAGCUCUCCAAUAAGGUUUUUAAAUCAAAGACUCAUUACCGUGGACUUGGAAAUCCUUUAGGUCAUGGGGUCAGUGGUCUGAGGCGGGGGUUAGACGCAGAUCCUGAGACCAGUCUUCCUGACCGAGGCCCCCGUGUCCCCCCAGACCCGCAUCGGAGGCUCACACAGCCUCUGAUCAGAAGCAUUAAGGACAAGGAAACACAGCUUUAAGGAGUGUGUGUUUAAAGAGCUGUGCUUUUUUCUCAGCUCUCCUUUUCAAAAAGUAAAAGCCUGGCUGUGUGUACAUCCGCCUUUGAGUCCCGCUUAGUCCUGGAUCCACACAGGAAUCCAGCCCCCAGCCCCUUCGCUGCUCCCGGGGCUCCUUCCAGGCCCUGGCCCCCGUUCCCGGCCAGGUGGAUGCCCACCCAUGUGCGGGCCGUUCUGGAAAUGCGCGUGAAGAGCCGCCCAGGGCGCCCGGGCUCCACUCUCCUCACCAGCCUGAGAGGGAGAAGCCUGAGCCCACGUUCAAGUGCAAGAAAGUCUCCCCCAGGGGGGUUGACAGAAGGCCUUUGGGGCCCCUCCCCCGAAAAGGCUAUGAGAACUUGGGUGAGCGUGUCUUUCUGAGGAGAUGGUCUUUCAGAAGAUUCUCAAAGGGUCCAUUAUUCUUUUUUCUUCUGAGCAGAAUACUGACCGACUCUGGUCUGCCGUGGCAAUGCAGAAGGGGUCCGUUUGCUUUGUGCAGAGUUUCUUUAGGAGUCAAGGCCCCUUCGCCUCAGGAUGUUGGAUCAGAGCCUUCACAGGGGACCCUGCACUGCAGGUGGGGCUGGUCCUGCACCUGCGGCUCCUGCUGUAAACUUGGCACCUGUCUGGCAGGGGAGCAGCGCUGCCCAUUAAGGGGAGAAAAGAUAAAGCGGCAGCAUGGACUGGGGCACGCUGCACACGUUCAUCGGGGGCGUGAACAAACACUCCACCAGCAUCGGGAAGGUGUGGAUCACCGUCAUCUUCAUCUUCCGCGUCAUGAUCCUGGUGGUGGCCGCCCAGGAGGUGUGGGGCGAUGAGCAGGCCGACUUCGUGUGCAACACGCUGCAGCCCGGGUGCAAGAACGUGUGCUACGACCACUUCUUCCCCGUGUCCCACAUCCGGCUCUGGGCGCUGCAGCUCAUCUUCGUGUCCACGCCGGCCCUGCUGGUGGCCAUGCACGUGGCCUACUACAGACAGGAGGCCGCGCGCCGGUUCAGGCGCGGGGAGAAGAGGAACGAGUUCAAGGAUCUGGAAGACAUCAAACGGCAGAAGAUCCGGAUCGAGGGCUCCCUGUGGUGGACCUACAGCAGCAGCAUCUUCUUCCGAAUCAUCUUCGAGGCCGCCUUCAUGUACGUGUUCUACUUCCUGUACAACGGGUACCACCUGCCCUGGGUGCUGAAGUGCGGCAUCGACCCCUGCCCCAACCUCGUGGACUGCUUCAUCUCCAGGCCCACGGAGAAGACCGUGUUCACCAUCUUCAUGAUCUCCGCGUCCGUGAUCUGCAUGCUGCUCAACGUGGCCGAGCUGUGCUACCUGCUGCUCAAAGUGUGCUUCAGGAGAUCCAAGCGAGCACAGACGCAAAGAACCCCCCCCAACCACGCCCUCAAAGAGAGUAAACAGAACGAGAUGAAUGAGCUGAUUUCCGAGAGCGGGCAGAACGCCAUCACGGGGUUUCCUAGUUAAACGGGGCCAGGCACCGCGCAGCUGACGUAGCGUCGCGGAACUGCGGCCUUCCCCAGAAGGCAGCGCCGACCGGGCAUCCUGGCUCUCAGCUGAGACUCUGUCCUUACAAACGGCUUUCACCAUUCAUAGACACCCGAGUUAGCUUUCUGUAGAAUAAUUGGGCCAUGAAUGUGCCAUGUAAUCAAAUGUGUGGCCCGGCUCUACAGCCGGGCCUCGGUGUGACUUUUACAUGUGGGUUUAAGUGGACCGUCUGACAUGGCGGUAUUUCCUGAAAAUUUAAGGACGUAACUGUUGUCAAUAAAACAUUUAUCUAGAAAUUGAUACUUUUAUUAGGAAGAGAUAUUUUUAUAGGAUUGAAUGUUUUAGUUCUGAUUUUGAAUUUAUGUAAAGUAUUUUUAUAAUGACUGGUCUUCCUUACCUGGGAAGACACACAAUGUUAAUUUUAGAAUCAUGCCUUCAGUGUCUAAUAUUUAAGCUUCCUCUGUCUCGUUGUAGGUAUUGUUUUUCCUUGUCUGCUGACAAAUGUGUGACCUGUCAUGGCUCUUAGGGUGGAAAGGGUUCACUGUACCAUGUAUUUUCACUGCGGUCUGGGCAUGGCCGGAACUGUAUGGAAGCGGGAAGCUUUUCGUAGGGGCUGAUUUGCAGUCCUCGUGAACGGCUGACGCAGGAAUGCGCUCCCUCAAUAAAGAUGAGCCCUUUGCUGAA